GUAUUGGUUUUUAUCCGCUCACUUUCAAGACUGGAUUACAAUCCGUAGCUCAGUACACGCCAUUUGUAAUGGAUAAUUAGUGUCGACCUACUUGUUUUAAAUUGCAUUCGUAGCGAAAAUAGUGAAGGUUAUUAGUAGCUGUUGUUGUUUUUGUUUUCACUUCCAUAAGAAAUAAAUACAUGUAAAAGACUGGGCUAUACAGAAUUGAAAAAUGGAGGACAAAGGGGCUGCCGAUAAAUUCGUGUAUCCACCUUUACCAGCAGAGCAAAAUCCCGAAGAAACUCACGAGAUGGUAACUAACGAAAAUCAAGAAUCACCGACAGAAGAUGUUGUGAAGUUCACCCCGACGGUUCAACAGGGUGAAGUUCAAAAAGUUAAUGUAUUAUUUUGGUGUAACUUUGUAGGUGUCCUUCUGUUGCUGGUUGGAUUUGUCGCCCCUGGUUGGUUGACAGUAACAGCUGAGCAUAAAUUAACAUAUAGCAGUUGGUCUGGGAGAACUCAGCAUAUACAAGAUGUAUACCAGGAUUAUGCACUCUGGUAUGUCAUUCAGUGUUACCCGCAUGAUGGAACCAACAUUGAAUGCGAGACUAUGACGUACAGAUCUAUAAAUGGCAUCUACGCAGACGAAGUUACCAGUUACGAAAAGCUAGAAAUAGCUGAGCUGAAAAAUGAGGGUGGUGACAAAUUCAUGUUUCAUGGAGUAGCUCUGGUUUUUGGCUUUUCCAAGUUUGUUCAGAUUCAAGCACUGUACACAAUGGCUUUACUGAUAUCGUUCGCAUUGCUCUAUGCAUGGUAUGACCUUAGGAAAAAGGUUGUAAAGGGCACAAGUAAUGGUCAUAGCAAAUGGAUGUGGAUCUUUCUGAUACUUCUGACAAUUCUAGCCAUCGUUCUUAUUUUCAUUGGCGUGUUCAUAUUUGUUGCGGUUCUUGGUGAAUUUGGACCUGCUGUGGAACUUGGCACAGCAUUCGGGCUGUUGUUUGCCGUAUUUGGAGGAUGUUUCCUGGGCGUGGUCUUCGUGGCGGAGCUUGUACAAGUAUUAUGUUGUAGUAAUUUUGGUGCCUAGUUAUUAUCCAGUACAAUAAACUUCAUUGAAGAUCUAUUGUAACAAAGAUACUAUUUUAGUAAAACUUCUUUUCACAGUGAUCAACUAGAAGAAAAAGAUUUCUAGUAACUAAAACAGCAUUCCUUAAACUUCUAAGUGUUUACUUUUACAUUGACUCAAAAGAAAGCGAAAAUGUAAAUUGCCAAUAGUUUUUUAGCUUACCUGUCACAAAGUGACAGGAUGAGCUUUUGUGAUCGCUUUUCGUCCGGCGUCCGUCCGUCCGUCCGGCGUCCGUCUGUCCGUCCGUAAACUUUCACUUUGAAUGACAUCUCCUCAUAAACCACUAAGCCAAUUUCAUCCAAACUUCCCAGGAAUGUUCCUUUGGUGGUCACCUUUAAAAAUUGUUCAAAGAAUUUAUUCCAUGCAGGAUGAAAACUUUAAAUAUCAUCUUUUAAAGAACCAAAAGAGCUAGAGCUUAGAUAUUUGGCAUAAAACAUCUUCUAGUGAGUGUCUACCAAGUUUGUUCAAAUAAAAGCCAUGGGGUCAAAAUUGGCCCCGCCCCAGGAGGUCAUUGAUUUUCCCUAUUUGCAUAUUGUAAAAACUUUAAAAAUCUUCUUUUAAAGAACCCAAAGAGCUAGAGCUAUGAUAUUUUGCAUGAAACAUGUUCUAAUGAGUGUCUACCAAUUUGUUCAAAUAAAAGCCCUGGGGUCAAAAUUGACCCCGCCCCAGGGGGUCAUUGAUUUUCCCUAUAUGCAUAUAGUAAAAACUUAAAAAGCCUUCUUUUAAAGAACUCAAAGAGCUAGAGCUAAGAUAUUUAGCAUGAAACAUGUUCUAAUGGGUGUCUACCAAGUUUGUUAAAAUAAAAGCCCUGGGGUCAAAAUUGGCCCCGCCCCGGGGGGUCAUUGAUUUUCCUUACAUGUGUAUAUCGAAAACUUAAAAAAUCUUCUUUGAAAAAACCCAAAUAGCUAGGGUUUAGAUAUUAAGCAAGAAACAUCUUCUAGUGUGUGUCUACAAAGUUUGUUCAAAUAAAAGCCCUGGGGUCAAAACUGGUCCCGCCCCAGGGGUGUCAUUGUUUCUAACUAUAUGUGUAUAAUAAAAACUUUAAAAAUCUUCUUUUAAAAAACCCAAUGAGCUACAGCUUAGAUGUUUAGCAUGAAACAUCUUCUAAUGGGUGUUCUAAGUUUGUUCAAAUGAAAGUCCUGGGGUUUAAACUGGCCCCGCUGUGGGGGCCUAUAUACAGAUGCGACCUCAGGGCCAUCAUGGCCCUCUUAUUAUGUUUGCCAUUCCAAAAAAAUACAGAAACGAUAAUUACGAAUAAAAUGAAUAUAUUUUAAAAUGAAUAAGAUCAAUAUGUAACCUGCUGAGGAUUAUUUUGAACCCAAAUUUCAGUCAUGAGUUAAUCAAUGAGAAAGUUAGGCAUUAAAGGGACUCCACCGAGGUUUUUUGACAUGAUGGGACAGAAAAUAAUUUUUGCAGAAAAAUGUACCAUUUGAUUAAGGUAUAAAACUCUAAUCUAUGUGCAAAAUUUCAGAUCAUUCGCGCACUUCGUCUUUCCAGAAUAAUUAUUCAAAUUGUAAAAAAAUGACCUAAAAUGAAAAGCGUUUAAACGCAUUUCACUCAAAUCGGGCUAAGAAAAGCAUAAACAUACGAUUUUUAAUUUUUUUCAAAGUAUAUUCCUUAACUAUCUUUGCAUUUAUUUCUGUUUAAAGUGCCCAAGCUCAUUGGUGUAAGGAAUUGAAAUGUUAUGUUUUUUAGAAUUUUUAACCUCAGUGGAGUCCCUUUAAAAGUAUAUACUGAAAUUAUAUUAUGAAAUACGGUAUGUAUGUUUUCAAGCAGUUAUAUUCUUUUAAAAUAUGAUAAAGAAGAUCGUCAAGGAAAGGCGGCGUUCAAUGAAAAGAAGGAAAGGCGGCGUUGUAAAGUAAUUUCAAUUUUUGCCAGACAUUUUAUUUCGGUCCAUCUUUUUUUUAAUUGCCUGACAGCAAUAUUUGUAUCCCUUUGAGAUAAGAAUUGUCACGUGGUUGAUAUCUAUUUACUAUAGUUGUGACUGUAUAGAUUUUAGAAGAUGGAUUACAUCAUUGAUCUACUCAAAAUAUUUGUAAUAUCAUAACACAUGAAGAGAGAGAUAUAGUUAAAUAGUGCCCAGCUUUAUUUGUCAUCCACUUAAAACGCUGUAUUUCUUAAAAAUUUUGUUUGUUAAUUCUCAUAGAAGAACAAAAGUCGAAACUGUGUCAUAGUGCUUUUAUAUAACCGCCUUCGAAAAUAUUGACAGGUAGUGACGUAAUAAAGUGAAUAUUAAUGAAGCCAAAUAAAUACUUGACAUUAAGUGUGUUAGUAUUCAUCACAUUCAUAUAUAUUUUAAAGUUUAUAUGCAUGUUAAAAGUAAUCAUUGUUGCCUUAAAGUAUUUUCUUCUGUUAUAUUAAUUUCAGGGACGGGCUUAAUCUAAUGUUGCAAGAACUUGUUGCCCAACCCAUUUGCAUUUUGAUAUAUAAUCAUUAUUUGUAUGAUAUGUCUGUAAACAUGUAUUUAAUGCAAUAAAAUAUGUUUAAACUAGUAUUCAUCCGUAGCUGUACUACAGAAAUUAGAAACAUUCUCCUGUCGCUAUCGCUCUCGUCGAAGUUUCUAAUUUCUGUAGAACAACACAGGUGAACACUAACAAAUACUUAGCUACAUAUCAUGGUAUUUGGUUUUAUACGUGUCUUUUUAGUUUCUUUUUUUUAUAUUUACGAUGCAAUCUUGUCGUGGACGAACAAUAUAUUACUAUUUCUAAAACAUUUAUUUUCAUGUAUAAUUUUCCCGUUAAUUCUUUUAAUUUUGUUUUAACGUUGUUAGAGUUGUUUUUUUGUUGUUGAAAUAUUUAAGUCCAAGUUGUAGAAGAAAUUAAAUUGAUCUCUUUUUCUCUUCUUUAGUGUACUAUUUGUAUUUCAUGCAGGUUUCUAGUUAAGUUUGUAUUGAAGCUUCUUUCGUAAUCUGUAUAUUUAGAACUGUUCUCUUUAUUUCAUUGAUAGUAUAUUGCAUUGCAUGUCAAUUUUAUAUUUAGUGAUUUAUAUUUUUUACUUGGUAUUAUUGUUGUUUUAUUUUUUUACUUUUAAACUUACAUAUUCUGUGCAACAUAUAAAUCUACGUAACAAUAAAACGUUUAUGUGCUUUAUCUUGUUCAUGUAUAUUUAUGCAUUUAAAGACAUUUAUCUUGUACUAAAAACAAUAUCUAUCUCCCGUUUGCUUCGUUAUUAUUAUGUAUAUAAAAAGCAAUUUACAUUAUUAAAGCAUUUAAAAAGUUAAUCGAGUUUAUAAAUUAGCGUUUAAGGUUGUUUUCGUUGUUACGACAUUUCUGCUAGGUGUUAUUUCUAAACUCACUCUAUAAAAAAACAAGAGUAUCAGAUAAGCAAGAUUUUCGUUUGAAAGAAUUGUCAGUGUUACCGUUGUUAAGGAUAAUUCUAAUCAAUAAAUUAUCUUGCCGGAUUUCCGAAUUGUGGCCUUGUUAACACAUGUGACAAAAAAAGAAAAUAAUUUACAACUUUAAAAAUGAGACCUGUAUUGAUGCAUACUAUGUUAUAGAGUUUUUUUAACCCGUCCGUUCUAGCUAAUGGUAAUGAUAUCAAAAAUAGUAUUAUUGAAAUAAUGUUUACUCGUAAUUAAUUUUGGACGAACAAGAGGUGCUUAACUUAUUUUUCAACAGAAGAAAUAUGUGCACUGUAAAACACAUGCACGAGUUUAUUGUGGCUUUUGUGUAUUAUCCAUUUGGAUAAAUGUAGUUUAGCUCAAUUGUGAAUAUGGUAGAUAAUAAAUUAGUGACAAGUUGGAGGCUAUAAUUUAAUGACUUUUGAAGACCAACCACAGCAACAGAAGUAUUCAAAAGGAUUUUAAAUCUUUGAGUAAUAACAUUUCUUUCUAUUCGCUACCAAACGGGGUUGCAAUGCAAUGUCACUUCUCAGUAGGGGAAAGAUACAAAAUGACCUAUGGCGGUACCACCUGACGUGCGCCAGCUCUUCGAAACUUUAUCUGAAACUGAAAUACAACCAAUGGAAAAACUUUGUCACUUCGGAUGAGGCUAUGAUUUACUUAGGCGAAGUAUGGGCGAAGAAAGGUAUGUUAUAUCAGAAAGGGGAAAUAUCUUGGUGGAACACUGAAGUUUGUCAAACAAGAUGUUUUUGCCAGCGGCUUCGUGACAUAUGCUGAUGUUUCUUCUAGAGGGAAAACAGAUAUUCGAAUCAUCGAUAAAGGAAAAAAGGUGACCUCUGAGUACUAUAUCAACAAAGUGCUAAAGCCUUUGUUGGAGAUAAUAUAUGAUAAACAGGAUCGACAAGGAAAGGCGGCGUUCAAUGAACGCAACCCCCACAAGACCCAACAACUAGAACCAGCGGCAAGGAGACCAGGAGACCCCAAACAAAAACAUUACAGGGCGCAAGACAGAAGACUUUUUCCUGAGAGUGGUGGGAGCAUGGAAAAAGCCAUGGCAUUCCACCAGGACAUUGCGUGUAGCCACACGUCUAAAAACGCUAUCUUUUCUCAAAGACUGUCAAAUUAACUUUGUAACCCCUGAAGAGUACAUAAUUGGACUUUGGUUUCUUGGGUAUGCUUAAACGUCGUUUGCAGAAGCGGCAAAUAAAAACGCUUGUCUGUCUCAAAAAGGCACUUAAGGUCGAGCGGUGCAAACUUUAUCAGGAAAAACUAAAAAUUGAGAAAACGUUGUAGGAUGGUGUAUAACUGCCAUGAGUGGCCUAUUGAACAUUUAAUACAAUCAAUGCUAAGAAGUGGUUGAAGUUUUCUUGUUGUUGAAAAGAAGUUUUUGUUGAAAAAUAAGUCGGGCACCUCUUCUAUAUGUAAUGUUCUGAAAUAACUUAGAUAUUGUUUCUGUUACCCCAUUUGCAUUUUGUAUGUUAGAAAUUAAUAAUGUUUUCUUAAGAUAUGUGCUUUAUAAAAAUGUUCGAAAUAGAAUAGAAACAAAUGUAUGAAAUAAAUGUGUGUUGUAGUUCUAUUGGUUUAAUAUUAUACGUACAAUUCUAAGAUUUGUGAAAUAAAGUAUUUAAACGAAUGUAUUUUGAUAAGAUUAUUAUGUGCUGUUUUUAUAUCUGAUUAUGCAUUUAUAAUUCGGGUUCAAUUAUAUAUGGUUUACAGUGAUGAUAAUUUUAUCAGAGCUGCCUUAGGUCAAAGUUUUAUUUUAUUCUUUAUGUUUCAAGAAGUUAACGGACAAUUCAUACUUUGGAGAAUAUAUUUUAAGUUGUGUUUUAAAAAAUCGGUUGCACCUAUUUUUCAAUAUUGGUUGUGCUACAAAAUCACUAAUAUGCCUCUCGAAAAUUAAAGGGGAGAAAGCAAUGAAUUUCUUUCCGGUAUACAUUUUAUUUCAUAGAUACUUAUAUUGUAUUGCCUGAAGUAACAAUGGCCUUGGAAAGUAAAUGAGGACUGUGUUACAUUGUUAGCAAUACUUCGUUUUAACCCCAGAUAUGGUGCUUACAAAGCG
Ruditapes philippinarum (Manila clam) is the source of this 6501-nucleotide messenger RNA. RefSeq lists its product as uncharacterized. The transcript is spliced from 4 exons. The coding region runs from base 212 to 1063 and encodes 283 amino acids. The record is from RefSeq and is a predicted model, not a curated record. NCBI's taxonomy places the organism in Eukaryota, Metazoa, Mollusca, Bivalvia, Venerida, Veneridae.